Messenger RNA from Paramecium octaurelia, 1290 nucleotides. NCBI's taxonomy places the organism in Eukaryota, Ciliophora, Oligohymenophorea, Peniculida, Parameciidae. The record is from the annotation of a GenBank genome assembly.
AUGUUGCCCUUUUUAUAAAAGGAGAGAUCGAAUUCAUUCAAUAUUAGAAAACCAACGGAGAGAAACUCAAUCCAUGCUGACGUGUCUCCACUUGGGGAAGGAAGAGGGAUAUUAAUCAUAUUGAUUUUGAAUAAUGAAGAUUUUGUUGCUGAGUUUAUUCAAAAUCCUCGAUACCUUUAGUUUCUCAAAUAUAAGGAGUUUCUUAAUGAAAUGCAAAUCAAAUAAUUUAUCGUAUAUUUACAGGAAUAGUUGAUCUAAUCAUAAAGUAAGGCAUAUACUUAUCAUUAUUGUACAUUUUCAUAAUAAUAAAAAAAAAUCGAUUUAUUGAACACAUCAAGUAGAGAGACUUAUGAAGUUUUGUUUGAAUUUGCUGAAAGGAUAAAUAAAGAAAAGUAAUUUAACUAUGCUUUUGGAGUUGACUUUAAUAUGAUACAUAAAAGUAAAUUUAAAAAUAUAUUGUUUUUGAGUGACACAAGAAUAGAUUUAUAAAUAAUUGAAUACUUCCAACCAUAAAAAAUAACCAGAGUAAGAACCUUCUCUCAUCAAAGUGUCAAUCAAACAUCAAAGGAACAAUCAGAAAUCUUGGACACUGAGAACAAGUAUCAAUAAUUGGCAUCUAAUAAAAGAAACAAAGAAAUUAAACAAUACCUGAAGGAAUAAAAUAAGUUGAAACAAGAAACAAAAAACAAGGAUUAAUUGAUGAUUAAAAAAAUUAUGUAAACUGAAAAGAUCGAGCCCUAAAAAUAGUAGACUGAAUUACCUCAAAUUUGUGAGUAGGUAUUGAUACGAUUUCAGUUAAUUUUUGGAAUUAAGGAUGUUCAACUGGAUAGAGACUUAUUUUCAUAAUUCCUAUUGUUAUGCGAAAUGACUAUUUUGUAUACUAAAAACAAAUUGCUUCAAGUUUCAAUCCAUAAAAUUGAAGAGAGUAAGAGAUUAGAUGUACUUUUAAAAUAACUGUUUUUUGAUUAUAAAAUCCUUAAAUCUAUGAAUAUCAAGUUGCAGUAAUUGAACCCAACUUUAACAAGAUGUCUACUAAGAUUUCUAAAAUAAGGUUUGGAAUAUGAUAGACAAAAUAGAUUAUUCUGGAAUGAUUUCCUAAGAUUUAAAUAGUAUUACAUAGAUCGAGUUUGGGGAGUCUCUGAUUUUCGAUUAUUUAUGAUGCUUUUAAAUGAUGAAAAUCAAGCUCUUGCAUCUAAGAUUAUGAAAGUAUCGCCCCAGAAUAUAUAAAGAACCAUUUUAAAUCUUUAGCCAGAAACCUUACAGACCAUUGUUUACUCCUUAAUUUUUUGA